UGGAGCAGGAAAGGGCAUCUGUAUGGUUUUUGUUACGGGUUUGUUGCACUGAAACCUUGUGAGAUGCUGUUGGAAUAUAUUAGCCUUUUUUAUUUAAUUCUAUCUUGUUAGUUUAAAAUUCAAUGGGAGCUGAGGUGAUGUCACCCUGAGUUACUCGUUUAUUUUAACCUAAGGUGGCAAACAUAAGUUUCAUGAUCAUGUUCCCUUCAAAAGGUAAAAUCCUGCAGAGGCUGCUACAGCAUAGACACACAUUUUGGUGCUCUCCUCCAUUUGGAAAAGCCGCCUGCUCCAGGCUGGUUCUGGGUAUUGAGACAAGCUGCGAUGACACUGGAGCUGCUGUUUUGGACGACAAAGGUGCAAUACUGGGAGAGUCUCUGCAUUCACAGAAAGAAAUACAUCUGAGGUCUGGUGGCAUCAUCCCCACAGUGGCACAACACCUCCACAGAGAAAACAUAGAGCGCGUGGUCCAGGAGGCUUUGGAGAGAAGUGGCGUGGAUCCAAGGCAGCUCACGGCUGUGGCCACCACAGUGAAGCCAGGCUUGGCCCUGAGCUUGGGUGUUGGUCUUGAGUUCAGUAAGAGGUUUGUUAGGCAGCACAACAAGCCGUUCAUCCCCAUCCACCACAUGGAAGCCCACGCCCUGACCGUGAGGAUGCUUCACCCUGUCGCCUUCCCCUUCCUGGUCCUGCUCAUUUCUGGUGGUCACUCACUUCUCGCUGUGGCUCGAGGAGUCGACGACUUUCUGCUUCUGGGUCACUCUCUGGAUGAAGCUCCAGGGGACACACUGGAUAAAGUGGGAAGACGUUUGUCCCUCAGAAAACACCCGCAGUGCUCCACGCUGAGUGGAGGACAAGCUAUAGAGCUUCUGGCAAAGGAUGGUGACAGGACGAGGUUCCCUUUCAGGACACCUAUGGGGCAAAAUUUUGACUGUUGCUUUUCUUUCGCUGGACUACGGAAUCAAAUUACAAUGACAAUAAUGAAAACAGAGGCAGAAGAAGGUAUAGAACAGGGGACACUGCUGUCAUGUGUGAAUGACAUUGCAGCUGCCACACAGCACAGUGUAGCGUCUCAUCUUGCUAAGCGCACACAUCGUGCCAUCUUGUUCUGUAAGGCAAAUGGCCUGCUGCCGUCAAGCAGUCCCACCUUGGUGGUGUCUGGAGGAGUUGCCAGCAACCAGUAUAUCCGGAAGGCCUUGGCUAUUAUCACUGAGACGACAGGACUACACCUGCUCUGUCCUCCAGCCAAAUUCUGCACUGACAAUGGAGUGAUGAUUGCAUGGAAUGGUGUUGAACGCCUGAGAGAAGGAAAAGGGAUACUACCUCCAAAUGUAGAUGUCUACUAUGAGCCAAAGGCACCGCUGGGUGUUGAUAUGACAGCAGAGGUGAAGACAGCAGCGAUCAGGUUGCCGUCAGUCAAAAUCAAGAUCUCCAACUGACUGACUGUUGCUUUUUUCACUCCUGAAUUUUCCAUGUUCAAAGUAUAUACUGUGUAUAUAUUAUACAUGUAUAAAGUACAUUACAUAUUUAUUAAUAAAU
Molecule: messenger RNA, 1533 nt
Organism: Toxotes jaculatrix (banded archerfish)
Lineage: Eukaryota; Metazoa; Chordata; Actinopteri; Toxotidae
Gene: osgepl1
Product: O-sialoglycoprotein endopeptidase-like 1
Exons: 7
Coding region: 192-1433 (413 amino acids)
Biological process (GO): tRNA threonylcarbamoyladenosine modification
Cellular component (GO): mitochondrion
Source: RefSeq, a predicted model, not a curated record